AUGAGAGCAACCUUAUUUUAGUAGUUAACAAAAAUAAGGGCGGAAUCAGCUAAAUCAGGCACGACUCGAAACAAACCUACCCUUGACACCUCAGAUCUUCUUCCUAGAUCGAGUUUCCACAGAAAAAGAAAGUAAGAGGAACACAACAAUUCUUUUAAUGAAUAUUCAUCCUCAUUCAGAUUUCCUGAUAAGGAAAGAUACGAAUAGGAAAUCAAGUCAUUGAAAAGUAACAUGCAUUCUUUGGAAAAUGAGAAUCUGAGACUCAAAACCAGAAUUCAUUAGAUGGAAGACAACUAACUGAAACAGGAGAAAAUCAUAUAAGAAUUAGAUCGCAUCGGUCCUGUCAAAGCUCCUCUGCUUUAGGCAUUGAAUUUUUCAAGUGCUUAAACUGCCUUAAAAAAAGAAAUUCUUAAUAUAAGGUAAGAGUUGCAAAAAAAGGACAAGGAGCUUCAAAAUUUGAAAAAAACCUAAAGACUCUCUUAAAUAACUGAAUUGCAAAUUGAAAGAGCUGCCUUUUAAGAAGAAACAAUCAGGUUAAGAUAAUAAAUAGAUUCGUUAUUUAAAGCAAGUUUAUAUAAUCUACAAUAGAAUAAUGUAGAAUAAAAUAUUUAAGAGAGGAUAUUUGCAUUGGUAGCCUAAAUCUAAUAACAUUUAAUUCAACAAAGGGAGUUGGAAAAAGUGAUUGAUAGGUUAAAAAAAGAAUGUCUAAAAUAUAGGUCAUAAUAAAUAGAUUCAGAAUACAGAAACAAAAGAGAAAUUAAGAAACUAAUUGCCUAAUUAAAAGAGGAAACUUCAAACAAUCAAAAAGAGAACAACAGAGAAUUAAAAUAAAAUCCCACCAAGGCUGAUGAAUUAUAAAAUUUAACUGAUUUGAUGUUUGCAAAAUAAGAAAUUAAAGCUAAAGAUAGUGAAAUAGAAAGAUUAAAUUAAAUCAUCUUUGAUUUAGAGGUGCAAAUCAAAGAAAUGCAACUAUCUUCAAAUUUAGAAGCACAAGACCCCUAGAAUUAAUCAUAAUAAUUGGAUGCAACUUCUAAAUCAAAGCAAGUAAAAAUAUCCUCCCCUGUCUUUGCAACUGAAAUAUUACAAGAAAUUGCUUUGCCAAUUAAAAAAUCAAUCGUCAUUUAAGAAACACAAGCUGUAAGUAAAUAACCUCCAAGAAGAAGAAUCAUACCUGUAAAAUUUGAGGAUAUCAAAAUUAUUGGAGAAACUCUUAAGUAUAGAUUAAUGGCAAUGGACAUUGGUAUUUAAUAAAUAGAUGAGUAUUUAUAUGAAGGAGAAUCUAUGACGAUCAAAGAGUUAAAAGAUAAACUACGAUUAUACCCUUUUAACUUGGCUAAGGAUGAAAGCCUAAUAUUGGCAAGAUAUAUAAUGGAAGGAGAAAAUGAUAUUUAUGAAUUAGAAGAUGUGGCUUAGAAUCCAGCUCCAUAUAUUCGCUCCGUUUUUAGGAAAAUAUUGUUUAAUUAUAAAUUGGAAAUUGUAAAAAGCUAAUUCGAAUAUUCAGAGAAAAUAAAGGAUGUAUUAACCAGAUUCAAACCUUUCAUAAUCAGUAACAUAAAAUAAUUGUAUGGAAAAGAUUGCAUUAGAGUUAGUAAGAGUUAAUUUAUUGAUGCAUUGACUUCAUUAAACAUUGAAUUGAACUAAUUUGAGAUUGACUAUUUGAUUGUAUAAGGAAUAUUGGAAAGUCGCAGUGUGGAAUCAUUAAAUUAUGAAGAAAUGUUGAAAUAUGAACCAAUUAAAAUAGAAGAUUAACAACUUUCCUUUUUGUUGACUGAAAUCGCUAAUGAAAAUAAGUAAAAGGCUGAAAUGUCUGUGAUAAUGGAAUGCCCAGAGAAAGUGUCAGAAAUCGAAUAAUAAGAAUAAGCUAAUGAUAGCAAUGCUAAUUUUAAUGAAGAGUAAUAGUUAGAUAUUGACAAUUAAUAUAUCACUGUAGAUUAAUAUGUAAAGUAGCAAUUUGAUUCAGAAAAUGAAAAAUUCAAAUAAGAGUCAUCAUCAGAUUAUAAUUUAGACUAGUGA
Molecule: messenger RNA, 2013 nt
Organism: Paramecium tetraurelia
Lineage: Eukaryota; Ciliophora; Oligohymenophorea; Peniculida; Parameciidae
Exons: 3
Source: RefSeq, a predicted model, not a curated record